AUGAAAUCAGACCCACCGUGGUCUUGUGUUCGAAUUCGAUACUGGUGUCUCUGGAGAAAACAGGGACUAGAAAGGCUGCAAAUGGGAGGCGUUCUGAAGCCUGCAAAGUUUCCAGUAUGGUUUGCUCUAAUGGCAAUCGUCAAAAACUUAGCAGAAAGUUCAGACUAUGAGCUAUUUUAUUAUAGUGGAUCCAUCGUACUACUAGAGGAUCACCACUGCUCAUUAGCAGUCCCAAAAGAUCUAUUCUUCGGACUGAACGGAGGUCGGUACUUCAUUGAGGUCACCGAAAAGUCCUUGGAGUCCUCGAUGAUCAACAUACCUCCUGGACUGUUUCAGCACACGAGUUGCACAGUUGGUAUCGAAACUGGUCCAGCCACAUUUCGGUAG
Molecule: messenger RNA, 387 nt
Organism: Echinococcus granulosus
Lineage: Eukaryota; Metazoa; Platyhelminthes; Cestoda; Cyclophyllidea; Taeniidae
Exons: 2
Coding region: 1-387 (128 amino acids)
Source: RefSeq, a predicted model, not a curated record